This is a messenger RNA of Neomonachus schauinslandi (Hawaiian monk seal), 5734 nucleotides long. RefSeq names its product WD repeat domain 90 (gene WDR90). Lineage: Eukaryota; Metazoa; Chordata; Mammalia; Carnivora; Phocidae. The transcript is spliced from 43 exons. The record is from RefSeq and is a predicted model, not a curated record. Bases 1 to 5463 code for a protein of 1820 amino acids. Gene Ontology annotation, molecular function: protein binding. Gene Ontology annotation, cellular component: centriole.
AUGGCGAAAGUGUGGCAGCACCCGUUCCUCAACGUCUUUAGACACUUCAAGGUGGGCGAGUGGAAGCGGUCCACUAAAGAAGGCGAUGUGGCUCCUGUCACUGAUAAGACUCUGAAAUGCACUGUGUAUCGUGUCCGGGGUUCUGUUUCUGCUGGCAAUUACAUCCAGCUCCCCAAAACCAGUACCCAGUCUUUGGGGCUGACUGGCCGGUACCUGUACGUGCUCUUCAGGCCCCUGCCAGCCAAGCACUUCGUCAUUCACCUGGAUGUGGCCACUGAGGACAGCCAGGUCAUCCGUGUGUCCUUCUCCAACCUCUUCAAGGAGUUCAAGUCCACGGCCACGUGGCUGCAAUUUCCCUUCAUCUGUGAGGCUGGGUUAUCUGUAAAAGAGCUGGCCAGUGUUGCCCCCUCUGGUGCCCGUUGGACAUGCCUACAGCUUGAUUUGCAUGAUAUUCUCCUGGUGUACCUAAACCGGCGCUACGGUCACCUCAAGAGCGUCAAGCUGUGCGCGAGUCUGCUCGUGAAGAGCCUCUACACCAGCGACCUGUGCUUUGACCCCGCUGUUACUAUGGCUGAGGCCCAGCGGGCAAAGCUGCCUGUCACACCUGUACCUCGAGAAAUGGCAUUCCCAGUGCCAAAGGGGGAGAGCUGGUAUGACCACUAUGUCCACAUCCGGUUUCCAAGUGACAGCUCAAAAGCAUCUCCUGAGCCGGUUCGGAAGAGCUGUUCCCCUCCUGAGGCAGAUUUCCUGGGGCGCAUGCUGCAGGUUCUCCCUCACCCAGUGGCUUUCAGCAAUCCCUUCCAAGACACUCUGCCCUCCAUGGUCCAGAUGUUUGGCCCCACAGCCUCUUGCCAGGCCCCCUCAGUGCCCAGGCCCCUUCCAGAGGUCAGCUUGUUCUGUGAGCGCUCGGAGGUCCCCAGUACGAAUGGCCCCAGUGACCGUAGCCAAGAGCGCUCGACCGGGCCAGAGAUCACUGACAAGCAUGCGGCUGGCAACGGUGUUCACGUGUCCGCUCCUAAGCCGACCAUGGUGCCCGUGGCGCUGGAGGAUGUGGCCGUGCACGAGCUUUCUGACAGAAAGCAGAAUGGGCAGGAGAUGGCUCUGGACAAGAAUCUCUUCCAGCCAAGGAGCUUUCUCCCGGAUCCGAUCCUGAGGCUCAAGGGAGUCAUUGGCUUUGGGGGCCACAGUACCAAAUGGGCCCUGUGGACUAAGGACGGGGCUGCUGUGGUGUAUCCCUGCCAUGCGGUCAUCGUCGUCCUGCACAUUGACACCCGCGAGCAGCGCUUCUUUCUCGGCCACACGGACAAGGUUUCUGCCCUGGCGCUGGAUGGGAGCAGCUUGCUGCUGGCCUCGGCCCAGGCCCGGCCCCCAAGCAUGCUGCGCCUCUGGGACUUCCACACCGGGGAGUGCCUGUCCCUGUUCCGGAGCCCGGCCCACGUCCUCUGUUCCCUUAGCUUUUCCAACAGUGGGGCGCUGCUCUGCGGCGUCGGCAAGGACUGCCACGGGAGGACGAUGGUGGUGGCCUGGGGCACGGCCCAGGUGGGACGAGGCGGUGCGGCAGCCCUUCUCGCAAAGGUGCACACCAGGGUUGACAUCCAGGCAUUUGAGGUGGCCCUUUUUGACGAAACCAGGAUGGCGUCGUGCGGGCAGGGCAGCGUGCAGCUGUGGCGGCUGCGAGGGGGCCAGCUGCGCUCCUGCCCUGUGGACUUGGGGGAGCACCGCGUGCUGGAGUUGACCGACCUGGCCUUCGGCCGGGCCCAGGAUGGCCAUAUGCUCUACGUGUGCGGCCGCAGUGGCCACAUCUUGGAGAUCGACCACCAGCGCAUGGCUGUGCGGCACGCUCGCCGCCUCCUGCCCACGCGGAGCCCUGGCGGCCCUCUUUCACAGAAGCAGACCUUUAGCUCGGGCCCCGGCAUUUGCAUCAGCAGCCUCAGCGUGUCCCAGGCCCUAUGUGCCAUGGGCUCUGAGGAUGGCUACCUGCGCCUCUGGCCCCUGGACUUCUCCUCUGUGCUUCUGGAGGCAGAGCACGAGGGCCCAGUCACUUCGGUGUGCAUCAGCCCUGAUGGUCAACGUGUGCUGUCUACCACAUCCUCCGGCCACCUGGGCUUCCUGGAUAUCCCAUCCCGGGAGUACAGCAUGCUGGUUCGCUCCCACACCGCUCCGGUGCUGGCCCUGGCCACCGAGGGCAGCCGAGGGCAGCUGGCCACGGUGUCCCAGGACCACACUGUCCGCGUCUGGGACCUGGCGACCUUGCAGCAGCUUUAUGACUUGAGGUCCCCUGAGGAGGCCCCGUGUACCAUCGCCUUCCACCCCAUGCGGCCAGCCUUAUUCUGCGGCUUCAGCAGUGGGGCCGUCCGUUCCUUCAGCCUGGAGGCUGCUGAGGUUCUGGUGGAGCACAGGUGUCACCGAGGACCAGUCACCGGCCUGGCCGCCAGCCCCGACGGCAGCCUCCUGUUCAGCUCUUGCUCCUGGGGCACCUUGGCCCAGUACCACUGCGCCAGCACCCCUUGCCGCGUCCUGCGUGUGGCAGCUAACAUGGUGUGCCGGGACGCCCACCCAACCCCCAAUGCCCUGGUGGUUAGCGGGGAUAGCCGUCUGCUGGCCUUCGUGGGCCCCUCCAGGCAUGUGGUGACUGUCAUGAACGCGGCCUCCCUAGAAGAGCUGCUGCAAAUUGAUGUCGGUGCCCUGGACCUGGCCAGUAGCCGCCUGGACUCGGCUGUGGCCGUCUGCUUUGGCCCCGGACCCCCUGGCUACCUGCUGGUGUCCACGUCCUCUAACACGGUCACGGUGCUGGAUACCACGUCGGGCCGCGUGGUCCGGGAGCUGCCAGGUGUCCACCCUGUGGCCUGCCCCUCUCUGGCUCUCAGCUGGGAUGCCCGCUUCUUGCUGACGGCCACUGACCGGGCCAUCAAGGUGUGGGACUACCCAACGAAGCCCUGCCCCGGCUGCCAGGUGUAUAUUGGCCACUCAGAGCCCGUACACGCUGUGGCCUUCACCCCUGACCAGCAGCAGCUCCUCAGCGUGGGGGAUGCCAUCUUCCUCUGGGACAUUCUGGGUCCCCUGGAGAGGUCUCCCCCAGGAAGUGCCGGAGACUCACCCGGGGCACCCCCGACCUGCGAGACUAGCCUGGAUGCAAAGCAGCUGGAGGACACGGUGUCUGGGGCCAAUGGGCUCCCCCGGCAGCAGGUGCCUGAGCCAUCCCCGGCAUCCCCACUCCAGCUGGGCAUCUGUGCUGGACCCCUCAAGGGUGAUGGUGGUGCCUUCUCCUUGUCAGAUGAAGAAGGAUCCUCUGAUGAGAGCCAUAGCCCUGAGGGGCUCCAUCAGGCCUCAAGCCUGCCCAUGCUGGUGAAGGAGGCCAGUGCUCGGAGCAUUGGAAGAGCUCAGGUGCAUCCCUCUGCUCGCCCUGACUGCUAUAGGCACUUCCUGGCACGCCAUAAGACCUCCCCGCUGGUCAGGAGCGCCUCUGUCUCCGACGCCAGCGUUGAGUGUCUGCUCCUGAAGGCCGUCGUGGGCUACAACGGGAACGGGCGGGCCAAUGUGGUCUGGAAGCCAGAUACAGGCUUCUUUGCCUACACGUGUGGCUGCCUGGUGGUGGUGGAGGACCUGCAUUCUGGCGCCCAGCAGCACUGGCUCGGCCACCCUGAGGAGAUCUCCACCCUGGCCCUUAGCCACGAUGCUCAGGUCCUGGCCUCUGCCUCGGGCUGCAGCGGCACCACCUCUCGCUGCCACAUCCGCAUCUGGAAUGUGCCGGGGGGCUCCUGCCGGCACCUCAUUUCUUACCACACUACCGCGGUGCAAGCCCUGGCAUUUUCGCCAGAUGACAAGCUCCUUGUCACACUGGGGGACUAUAGGGACUGCACUCUGGCCCUGUGGAGCAUGGCCACCCAUGAGCUCCUGUCCUCCACCCGCCUCCCCGCGCCAGUGCACGGCGUGGCCUUCAACCCCCGGGAUGCUGGCGAGCUGGCCUGCGUGGGCCAAGGUGCCGUUACCCUGUGGCUCCUGCAGCAGCGUGGGACCAGCCUCCACCUCCAGGUGCGGCGAGAGCCCAUCCCUGAGGAGGUGGGCGCCGGCGAGCUCACCUCGCUCUGCUUCGGGGCCGCACCUCUGCUGUACUGCGGCUCCAACACCGGCCGGGUCUGCGUCUGGGACGCCAGUGCCGGCCGCUGCUUCCUGGCCUGGGACGCGGACGACGGCGAGAUUGGAGUGCUGCUGUGCUCGGGGGCGCGGCUGCUGAGUGGCAGCAACACCAGGCGACUGCGCCUGUGGGCGGUGGGGGCCGUGCCGGAGCUGAGAUGCAAGGGCUCGUGCGCCAGGUCCAGCUCUGUGUUGAUGGAGCGCGAGCUGACCUUGGACGGGGCUGUUGUGAGUGCGGUCUUCCACGACAGCAUGGACAUGGGCGUGGUGGGCACCACAGCAGGCACGCUCUGGUACAUCAGCUGGGCCGAGGGCACCAGCACCCGCCUCAUCAGUGGCCACAGGAGCAAGGUGAACGAGGUGGUGUUCAGCCCCAGUGCAUCCCACUGGGCCACGUGCAGUGAUGACGGGAGUGUGAGAGUGUGGUCCCUGGCCAGUAUGGAGCUCCUGAUCCAGUUCCAAGUGCUUAACCAGAGCUGCCUCUGUCUGGCUUGGAGCCCCCCGUCCUGCGGAUCCCCAGAGCAGCAGCAGGUGGUGGCCGGCUACAGUGACGGCACGCUGCGUGUCUUCAGCAUUGCCCGAAUUGCAAUGCAGCUCAAGAUGCACCCCCACCAGGCUGCGCUGAUGGCUGUGGCCUACUCUGCUGAUGGUCAGAUCAUCCUCUCCGGAGACAAGGAUGGGCUUGUGGCUGUGAGCCGCCCCCGCACGGGGAUGACCUUCCGUAUACUGAGUGAUCACCGGGGUGCUCUCAUCUCCACCAUCCAGAGCACGAACAAAGAGUAUGGAGACUUUGGGGCACAGGGUGCCGACCUGUGGCUAGCUGCCAGCUCAGACCAGCGCAUCAGCAUCUGGGCUGCCGACUGGCCUCGGGGCCACUGUGAGCUUGUGGACUGGCUGAGCUCCCCAUCGCCCACCCUCACGGAGGUUGCCAGCCACCCCCUGCCCUGUCUUGUUGCCUUCUGCCCCUGGGAUGGGGCACUGCUGGUAUGUGCGGGCCUUGGCGUGCAUCCAGAGGUGGCCUUCUACAACCUUCACCAGAAGCAGGUGGUGGAGAGGAUCCCACUGCCGUUCUAUGCCGUGUCGCUGAGCCUGUCCCCCGGAGCCCACCUCGUGGCCAUUGGCUUUGCUGAGCAUGUGCUGAGGCUGGUGGACUGUGAGUCUGGGGCCGUGCGGGACUUCGCCGGCCAUGAUGACGUGGUGCAGCUCUGCAGGUUUGCCCCAUCUGCCCGGCUGCUCUUCUCAGUGGCCCACAGUGACAUCCUGGUGUGGGAAGUGACAGGCCACUGGGCCUCCGGGGGGGCCUCGAGCUCAGGGCCCCCGCUUGGCUGAGAAGCUGGGUCUCGCCACACCAGACGGGCCUGGGACUGCCAAUCAUCAAGACCUGAACUUAAGGAAAGUGCUUGUGGGCUCUUUACCUGCGGGCUUGUUUCGAGGUUUCUACCUUGUAGAGUUCAAAUAAACGUGCGUGUUGCAUUCUGGCAUCGUCAGCUGGUCACUCCGGGCGCCUGCUGUCCUGGCCUGAGCGCAGCCUCCGCCAAAUCCCCAGCCCGCCCACUCCCUGCGAAGGACCCUGCUCGGCCCGGGGCGGGGCAGGGUCUGC